AUGUUGCAAGAUGCUUGGUUCGACGCCCAGGUCAAGGCUCCUCGUGCUCCCGAGACCACCGGCACUGCCAACAAGGCCUUUGCCGAACGUCUGUCGGCCUGGACCUUCCAGGAGAUUGGUGUGCUCAAGGUUGGCAAGGUCCAGCACUACCUCAAUGAGGGCAAGGUCAAGGAAUCCACCAACUUGACUGUUUCCGAGCGCCCCGAGAUCAACCCUAUCAUGUACAGAAUUAAGAACGAUGUUGUAAGUGUAAUAUCUUAUUUCCAAACUUUCUUUUGCUAA
Molecule: messenger RNA, 282 nt
Organism: Aureobasidium vineae
Lineage: Eukaryota; Fungi; Ascomycota; Dothideomycetes; Dothideales; Saccotheciaceae
Source: the annotation of a GenBank genome assembly